AAAUAGAAAACGUUUUGUUUCGUGUAUUUCAUUCUGAAAUUGCCGAUUGUCUGAUAAAGUUUUAAUUAUUUCAAUAAUUUGAAUAAAAUAAUUUAAUAUUAGAGUUAUUUCUCUAGUGAUUAGUGUCUGGUGACGUCACCAUGGAGGACGACAUUGUACGACGACAUAAAGUAACUUGGAGUGAUGAUUUGAGUCAUGACUCAGAGGAGGAGAGAGAACGGGAACGUCUCGCGCAACUCGAAAAAGAGCUAGCAGAGACCCCAAUCAAGCCAUCGUACGAACCUGAAGAGUUGCAGAAGCUGGUCUCCUACAUCAUGAAAAUUACCACGCUAUACGACCUUCGCGAGGAGGAUUGGACUGAAGAUGUAAAGGCGGGCAUCGAGGAAUGGCUGCAAGAGCCCAGGGCGCUCAUCCUCUGUAUAUAUUUUAAAGGAGACAAGCUGAAAGCAGCCAGCGAUAUCCCGUUGUCGCCUGUAUAUGAUUUGACUUACUUUAUAAGAGAGCCUGACUUUGUAUUCAAGGCAGACACGUUUCACGAUGAAAUUAUAUUCGGCACGUUCGUUGAUUCUGUGGAGGCGAACAUGAUACAGCUGUUGGAGAAUGUUUACGCGCCGUACUUCUUUGGGAUAACUACGUGGCCUGAAAGUGUCAAAAGUGAGUUUUGCUCUCACAUACACACAUUCCUAGCCAAGCUAACGGACAUGUAUUAUAAAAUGCUGGGGCUGACAGUCCUCUACAUACCCAGGGAGGGUCAGCAGUUGACCUUUGAGCAGGCCAGCAGCGACCGGGAGCUGGUGAAGAGGCUCGAGGGGGUCGUGGUCUACUGGACACAUCAGAUCAAGUCGUGCCUGGAGGAUACGGCGUUUGUCGCGUCCCAGAAGGAAUUGUUGUGCCCGAGCGAUGAAUAUGACUUUUGGAUUUACAGACAUGAAAAUCUAAACGCUCUACUUUACCAACUGAAGAACCCAGCAGUGAGGCACAUAAAAAAGAUUCUAGUGACAACUCACUCGACGUUUAUCCACCAGUUCCAAUCUCUUUGCGAGGAGAUAGUCCAAAGGAUCACUGAAGCUACGUCGAACAUUGAAUUCUUGCAAGUGAUCAAGCAGCCGUGCGCCAUCCUCGAAUGCGUGGUCGAUCCUGACGAGAUCUCCAAGCACAUCCCUCAGAUCAUCAACCUCUUCAGAUUUAUUUGGAUGGAGUCACCAUAUUACAACUCGGAGACUCGAAUCACGAAUUUGUUCAAAGCCCUGAGCAACCAGAUCAUAAUUUUAUGCAGAAAUUAUAUAAAGUUAGAUGAAUUGUUUGAAGGAGAGACGAAGAAGGCGCUUGGAGAGUUCAGCAAGUGUAUCGAUUGUUGUAAGAAGUACAGGGAGAUAUACGACACGAUGGCCGAGGCUCAUAACGACGUGAAGCCUAAUAGCUGGGAGUUGGAUACUGGCAGUAUCUUCAAUUACAUCGACUCGUUCGUGCAACGUUGCUUCGACAUGAUGGAUGUUUGUAAUUGCAUGAUUAUAUUUGGCAGAAUCGACGAGUUAGAGACGACGAACAAGCCGAUGUUCGGCGGCGCGCGCGGCGAACAGUUCGAGGCGAAGUGCGAGCAGAUCGAGCACAUGUUCCACGACGCGCUCGCCGGCGUCACGCACGUGGCCGCCUCCAUCCUCGACGUGCAGGCGCCCGCCUGGUACGACCACAUCCUGCAGUUCCGGGCCGUCAUCAAGGAUAUCGAGACGAUUAUCGAAAACCUCGUGGAGUCCGUGUUUGAAGGAGUCAACCACGUUGAAGAAGCAGUCGUUGCUUUGUUCUCUUUAAAUAACUACUCUAAGCGAAAGAACUUACGACGCAUAUUUAAACGGAAAACUGCUGAGGUGUGGGCCAUGUUUAGCGAUGAGGUGCAAGACGCGAAGAAGGACAUGGUCUCGAACCGCAGCCAGUCCGCGGACCUGCCUUCCUUCGCCGGCAGAGCUGCCGUGCUGAGGAUGAGGAAGAAUCGCCUCGUUUAUCUGAAGAAGGUGAUGACGGAUGCGUCGGUGUGGCUGAUGCCGUGCAGCAACUCCGAGGACGUGAUCAUGCACGUGAACAGGCUGAUGAGCGCCAUCGAGCUCGCCAUAAGGGAGCUCUGGAUCUCGUGGACGCACAAUCUGGACGAGAAAUGCGGCGCUGGAUUAAACAGGACCCUGAUGCGCAAGAGUACGGAAAACCCUGGCCUGCUGGAGUGUAACAUCGAUGUCAACAUUUUGGACCUCUGUAAAGAAGCAGCUCAUUGGGAGAACCUGGGACAAGACAUACCGAUCCACGCUUAUCAGGUGUUUUCGAAAAGCAAAACUAUAUACUACGUGUAUGAGAGCGUUUUGGCCGUGGUGAAGGGGUACAACAAGAUCCUGGACUCGCUCUCCGAUGAAGAGAGAAUGCUGUUUAGACCUCUGACUUCUGCUUGUGAGAAAAAGGUGCAGCCAGGUAUCACAAAAUUGACUUGGACUUCGACUAUGUCAGAUGCAUACAUUGCCGAUUGCGUUACGCAGAUUGGAGAACUACAAGAUUUUCUCACGACGUACAAAAAUUGCAAUAUAAAUUUGGUUAAAAUUAUGGAAAAAAUAUGUGAUACUCCUCUAGUUGAAUUCGACAUAUAUAAUGUGUUUAAAAUUAAAGAUUUGAGAGAGAAGAUACGAAACAUGGAAGCAAUAGCUGCAGCAAAAAUCUUGGAGAUGUAUAAAGAGAUUAUUACCUACGUUAUAAUUGUUUAUGAAGGAUUUGAAGCUCAAAUAGCACAGAUGGCAGAAUACUGGAUAAAAUAUGUAAGAAGGUUCGAUUGUCUGUUGGAAGAUGCAUUACGUCUUGCUAUUAAAGCAACUAUGCAAAAUUUAUACAAAUGUGUACAUGGAGAUGGUACGAUGGCACCAUCACCUCUGAUCAAAAUGAAUCUGUAUUUAGUUGGGAAGGAUAUUGUGUAUGCGCCAAGCCGUCAUGAAGUAUUAGACACGUUCACCACUGUCUUAGAAGAAAUCGUCCAUAUAAUGAGCACAGUGCCACGUUUGUUUGAAAAAUUCGCUCUGCCUUCAGCGGGAUUGAAAAAAUUCUGGGAAGCGAUACAGAUUGAUUCCGAUUGUAACAAACUGCAAGCUCUUAUUGAUGCUGAAAUCGAGUAUAACAUAUCAUUGAUCAACGAGCAUAUCCAUAUGUGGGACCCGUAUAUGCACAUUUGGAAGGUGAACAAGGACGAUUUCAUGCAGAAGUACCGUGAGGAGAAUCACACCGCAGCUGAAUUCGAUGAGCUCAUUAUAAACUACAGCGACCUUGCGAAUACCGUCCAGAUACAGGAAACUGUUAAUCAGAUUCAUUUCAUAACUUUGAACUCAAGCGAUUUGAAGAAAUCAAUUAUAGCUCAUUGCUUGGUAUGGCAAACAAAACUCGGUGAGCUUCUCAGGAAAAUCUCUGAGUCUGAUAUCGAUAAAGUUUACACGUACGUUGAAAAGAGCAGCGAGGAGGCUAUGAAGAUGCCUGCUGACUUGAAGGACCUAGCUUUUGCGAUAGCGACAUACGAGCGAUUAAUAUCGGAUAUACCAAUAGUGGAAAGCACUUUCCCGCCCAUUACAGAUAAAAUGACGACCUUAGCCAAAUUUGAAGUUGAACUGAGUUCUGAUAUGGUAACGCGUCACGAGAAUAUACCUGUGAUUUGGUCAGACUAUUUACUGCUGCUGGAAGAAGCCAAGAAGAACUUAGAAUUGAACAAAGAUAAAUUUAAAACUGAGCUACUAGAGCAAGCAGAGGUAUUUAAAGAGGCGGCCAAAGAUUUUUGCGAAGACUUUUAUAAGAAGUCCCCCUGCAGUUCUGACAUAAGUGGCAAAGAUGCUAUGGCGCAGUUGAAGGCUUUUAGGGACCAAUUGAAUGCACUGCGAGCCCAAGAGCAACAAAUUCGUGACGGACUAGCAGUUUUCAAUUUAACGACGCCAGUGAAUCUGGAUCUCCAGAAAAUGGAGAAAGAACUGGAGAAAUUGGAAGAAGUGUGGGGCUUAGUGUUCCAGUGGGAGGAGUCUUGGGAGAAGUACAAGACACAAACGUUCUGGGAAAUGGAAACUGACGAGAUGGAGGAGAAUGUUAUGUUCCUAUUUAGAAAUUUUAACCGUCUGUCCCGACAACUCAAAGACAAAGGUUGGGAUAUUAUAGAUACGACAAGGGUGAAAGUAGAUGCAUUCAGACGAACACUGCCUUUGAUUGGAGAUUUGAAAAACCCUUGCAUGAGGGAAAGACAUUGGGACAGGAUCAAGACGCUAAUGGGAGUAGAAUUUGACCAAGAUUCUGAAGAUUUUAAAUUGGAACUUAUAAUGAGAUUGAACUUCCAAGCAUACGCCGAUGAGAUAGCGGAGAUCUCGAACGCUGCCACCAUGGAAUUAAAUAUUGAGAACGGAUUAAAAGCCAUACGAGAAGUAUGGAAGAACACAACGUACGAGAUGCAGCAUCACAAAGGUGAAAUGUACAGAAUAAAGAACGUUGAAGAAGUUAUGCAGUUCUUGGAAGAUCAUCAAGUGCAACUUUCUUCAAUGAAAUCGACAAAGUACGUGGAACCAUUCAUACGAGAAGUAGAUUACUGGGAAAAAUCUUUGGGUUACGUCGCAGAGUGUAUUGAGAUUGCUUUGCAAGUUCAGCGUCGUUAUUUAUAUCUUGAGACUAUAUUCAGUGGCGAAGACAUAAGAAAGCAGUUGCCAAAUGAAGUUAUCAUAUUUGAUGCUCUCACUGCUGACUGGACCGAAAUUACAAGCAAUAUGUAUGCUGGAACUAAUGCUGUAGAAGCUUGCCUUUACAAGCCAGCGCCCUACGUGUACAACAAAUUGAACCAAAUGGUGGACAAUCUUGAUGGUAUUCUUAGAGCACUGGAGAAGUAUCUAGAAACUAAACGCCAGUUGUUCCCAAGGUUCUAUUUCAUUUCUAAUGAUGAUAUGCUCGAGAUCCUUGGCAAUUCGAAGAAGCCGCAAUUAAUUCAAGUUCACUUGAAGAAGCUAUUCGAUAACGUCAAUAAGAUUCGGAUUGAUAAGAACCCCAUGGGCCUUCCCGUAGCUAAGGCCAUGAUGUCAGAUGACGGUGAAUGUAUCGAAUGGAAAUAUAACUUGAUCCUGGACGGACCUGCUGAGGUGUGGCUCUUGGGGUUGGAGCAUACCAUGAGAGUGGUGUUGAGAGAUCAACUGAUCUUAACUCGCGCGGCGUUGAGAAAGUGCCGAUAUCAAAGGGAACAGUGGAUCAACGAUUGGCCUGGCCAAUUGGGCAUCACUUGCAGUAAGAUACAAUGGACAUCGGACUGCACGCGAACGUUAUGCCGAUGCGAGUUGAUGAAGGAGAAGAAACCGAUGAAGAAACUACGCAAGAAGCAGAACCAGAUACUGAGCACGCUACAGAUGAUGUCGCGCAAGGACAUCAGCAAGAUCCUGCGCGCUAAAGUGAACGCGCUGUGUGUUAUAGAAAUACACUCGAGGGACAUGGUUGAUAAGAUGUACAAGUUGGGCUGCAUGUCAGUGUCCGCAUUCGAAUGGUUCUCCCAGCUGAAGUUUUACUGGGACCGGGAGCGCGAGGAUUGUUACAUUAGGCAGACAAACACCAACUCUAUAUAUACGUAUGAGUACAUCGGCAAUUCUGGACGGCUCGUCAUCACGCCACUUACUGACAGAUGCUACAUAACACUGACGACGGCACUGCAUCUAUUUCGUGGAGGUAGUCCUCAAGGUCCAGCUGGUACUGGAAAGACGGAGACCACCAAGGAUUUGGGACGUGCAUUGGCUAGAUGGGUGGUCGUCACUAACUGUUCAGAUGGACUUGAUUAUAAAUCAAUGGCGAAGUGCUUUGCAGGUAUAGCCCAGAGCGGCUGCUGGGGUUGUUUCGAUGAGUUUAACCGCAUCAACAUCGAGGUAUUAUCGGUGGUGGCGCAGCAGAUCCUGGCCGUGCUACUGGCUCUCUCGCUCUACCAGAAGAAGUUCUUCUUCGAAGGCUUUGAGAUCAAGCUGGAUAGUAACUGUGGAGUAUUUAUUACUAUGAAUCCUGGAUAUGCCGGCAGAACAGAGUUGCCGGACAAUUUGAAGUCCAUGUUUCGUCCCAUAGCAAUGUGCGUGCCUGACUGUCUGAUCAUAGCUGAGAAUACGCUAUUCUCUGAUGGGUUUACCGCUUACAAGCUUAGUGCUAAGAAGGUGUUCACACUAUACCAGUUGGCGAUGCAGCAGCUAUCAAAACAGGACCAUUACGACUUUGGGUUGAGGUCAAUGGUUGCUCUGCUGCGCUACGCUGGUGUCAAAAGGCGUGCCUACCCACAUCUGCCUGAACAAGAGAUCGUGAUCCUAGCCAUGCGCGACAUGAAUGUGGCCCGUUUAACUGCCAAGGAUGUGCCGCUUUUUGACGGGAUCAUGCAGGACAUAUUCCCAGAUGUGACGGUGCCGACCUUGGACUACGACAUGCUUGAAACAGCCAUCUCCGCGGAGAUGAGACAAGCUGGUCUGCAACCGAUGAAGGCCGCGCUGCAUAAGGUCAUACAAACUUUUGAGACGAAGAACUCCCGUCACUCCAGCAUCCUGUUAGGCGAUACAAAUACUGCUAAAUCUGUAUCUUGGAAGAUGCUAGCCUGUACAAUCAGCCGCCUGUACCGGGAGAAGGUGCCCGGUUUUGAUAAUGUUCAGACCUUCCCCAUAAAUCCCAAGGCUUUGACCCUGGGGGAGCUGUAUGGCGAAUAUAACCUCGCCACUGGCGAGUGGAAAGAUGGAGUGCUGUCAUCGAUCAUGAGGAACACCUGCCAAGACGAGUCACCAGAUCAGAAAUGGAUCAUAUUCGACGGUCCAGUGGACGCCAUAUGGAUUGAGAACCUGAAUUCCGUGAUGGAUGACAAUAAACUGCUCACUCUGGUCAACAGCGAAAGGAUUUCGAUGCCUCGGCAGGUGUCUCUUUUGAUCGAAACCCUGGACUUGGCUGUCGCGUCGCCGGCGACUGUCUCCCGCAACGGCAUGGUAUACAACGACUAUAAGGAUUGGGGCUGGUGGCCGUAUGUCAACUCCUGGCUCGACACUGUCUCAGAUAUUGAGUAUAGAGAUAUGCUGCGGCGCCACUUCCAGAACAUCCUGACGCCGGUGCUGGAGCUGAAGCGCACGCAGCUGGCGGAGGGCGCGUCGGUGCGCGGGCAGGAGCUCACGGGCGUGCGCGCGCUGUGCCGCCUGCUGGGGCAGCUGCCCGCGCCCGCGCCGCCCGGGCCCGACGACGAGGACAACGACAACUUCUCCAAGAUGAGAUUCCUCUUCGCCAUGAUAUGGUCGGUAUGCGCGACCCUGGAAGAAGAGCCUCGUCGCAAGCUGGACAACUGGGUGCGCGAGCACGAAGGCAUAUUCCCUCUAAAGGACACCGUGUACGACUACUACGUGGACGAGAGGCUGCGGCAGUUCAAACCCUGGGAGGACAAGCUGCCUGAGAACUGGAGAUACAAUCCCAAUCUGGGCUUCCACACGAUCCUGGUACCUACAGUGGAGUUGGUACGAGUGCAGACGGUAGCCCUGGAUAUGUUGAAGGCUGGAUAUGGGGUGCUGGUCGGAGGAGCGACUGGCACUGGCAAGACUUUCCUCGUUCAAGGCACUCUUGGCAGUCUAGAUCCUGUUAGAUACAGCACUCAAGUAAUAAAUAUGUCUGCGCAAACGACGGCGGCCAACGUCCAAGACAUCAUUGAAGCUCGUCUCGAGAAGAGAACCAAAGGGAAUUACGUGCCUGCUGGAGGCAAGAAGAUGAUAGCGUUCAUGGACGACAUCAACAUGCCGGUGCGGGACGAGUACGGCUCACAGCCGCCGCUCGAGCUCAUCCGUCUGUGGCACGACUACGGCUACUGGUUCGACCGGCAGAAGCAGUGGAGGAAGAACGUUAAGGACAUGGUGAUGUGCGCGGCGGCGGGUCCGCCGGGCGGGGCGCGGUCGCCGCUGCCGACGCGCCUGCUGUCGUGUUUCCACGCGUUCUUCCUGCCGGCGCCGGCGCAGGCGCAGCUCGUGCGCAUCUUCGGCACCAUGCUGCAACAGCAUCUCUACGACUUCGAUGAGGAGACCAAGGGUGUCGGUAAAGUGGUCCUCACGGCUACGAUAGACAUGUUCAACAACAUAGUGGCGAAAUUGCUACCAACGCCAAGCAAGAUGCAUUAUCUCUUCAAUCUCAGGGACAUAUCCAAGAUUUUUCAGGGCCUUCUACGCAGUAACAAAGAUUAUACAAACACGAAGCCGCGGUUCCUGCGGCUUUGGAUCCAUGAAUGCUUCAGAGUGUUCUGUGACCGACUCACUGAGGAAAAGGACCGCGACUGGUUCAUGAACCUUGUGAGCGACAUGUUGGGCAAGCACUUUGAGCUGACGUUCCACGCGCUGUGUCCGUCCAAGAGUCCGCCCAUCUUCGGACACUUCUUGAACCCCUUCGAGGUGUAUGAUGAUCUUAACGAUCCGGUCGCGCUAAGGAAAUACAUAGCGAACCAGAUGGAGGAGUACAACAGCUGCCCGGGCGUGGUGAAGAUGGAGCUGGUGUUGUUCCGCGAGGCCAUCGAGCACGUGUGCCGCAUCGUGCGCGUCGUCUCGCAGCCGCGCGGCAACCUGCUCUGCGUCGGCAUCGGUGGUUCCGGACGGCAGAGUUUAACUCGUAUAGCUUCGUACAUAUCCGAGUGCAACACAUUCCAAGUGGUCGUCACAAAGACAUAUGGCGUGAAGGAUUUCCGUGAGGAUUUGAAGGUUCUGUACACGGCGUGCGGCGUGGAUUGUAAGAAGACGACGUUCAUAUUCUGCGACACGCAGAUCGUGGAGGAGACCUUCACCGAGAUCAUCAACAACCUGCUCAGCAGUGGGGAGGUCACUAAUCUGUACAAGCCCGAUGAAUUUGAAGAUAUAAAAUCGAGUCUAGAGAAACCAAUGAAAGCGGCGAACUUGAUGCAAACGGCGGAGUCGGUGUAUCUGUUCCUCGUGGACCGCGUCAGAGCCAACAUGCACAUUGUGCUGUGCUUCAGCCCCAUUGGGGAUGAGUUCAGGAACAGAAUCCGUCAGUACCCAGCGUUGAUCAACGCGACGACCACCAACUGGUUCCUGGAGUGGCCGCGGGAGGCGCUACUCGAGGUGGCCUACAAGUUCCUGGACGGGGUCGAGCUGUUGGCUUCCAUCACUGGACCCAGGGUGAGUUGUUUAAGGAAGUUAAAAGCACCAGGAAAGCGUGGUGGACUAAGGACUAACUACGUCACCCCCACCAACUACCUGGAGCUCGUGUCGGGGUACAAGGAAAUGUUGAAAAUGAAACGGCACGAGGUGGCGUUGCAAGCGAAUAAGUUGAGGAACGGCCUGGGGAAGGUGGAGGAGACCACCAAACUGGUGGGGCAGAUGUCUGAGGAGCUCGCGGUGGCGCAGGUACAAGUGGCGGAGUACACGGAGCAGUGCAUCGAGUACAUGGGCGUGAUCAACGUGCAGCAGCGCAAUGCGGACGAGCAGCAGCGCCGCGCGGCGGCGCGCUGCAAGAAGACGCAGGAGGAGGAGGUGCAGUGCAAGAAGCUCGCCGACGCCGCGCUGCGCGACCUCGCCAGCGCCAUGCCCGCCCUCGACGAGGCCGUCAAGGCAUUAGACGCUCUGAACAAGAAGGACAUCACUGAAGUGAAGUCCUACGCGAAGCCACCGCAGAAGGUCGAGAUGGUGCUGGAAGCAGUACUUAUCUUAUUACAGAAAGAGCCGACAUGGGCGGAGGCGAAGCGUCAGCUCGGCGACCAGUACUUCCUGGACCGGCUCCGUGAGUUCGACAAGGACAACAUUUCGGACAAGACGCUAAAGAAGAUCGGCACGUACACCGCCAAGCCGGACUUCGACCCGGAGAUCGUGGGCACCGUCUCACUCGCCGCCAAGUCGCUGUGUUUGUGGGUCCGCGCCAUCGAGAAGUACGGCAAGGUCUACAAAAUAGUAAAAGCCCAAAAAAAAGAACGUCUAGAAGAAGCCCUGGAAUCGCUCCGCAUGAAGCAGCAGAUCUUGGCGGAGGCACGCGCCAAGCUGAGGGAGUUGAGCGAGAUGAUAGCUCGUCUGCAGCGCGAGUACGACGAGAAGGUCGCGCAGAAGGACGAGCUCGAGCGCAAGUCCAAGCUGCUGCAGCUCAAGCUGGAGCGGGCGGAGGCGCUCAUCUCGGACUGUCGGGUGAGAGGGAACGAUGGGAGCAGACGGUGGAGCGACUGGACAAGGAGUUCGACAACUUGCCCGGCGACUGCCUCAUCGCUUGUCGCGUACCUCGGGCCCUUCGUUUCCGAGUACCGGGAGGCAUUGAUGGACGAUUGGUUUAAUGAGGUGUACAACGAAGCCGUGCCUGUGACCAUGGACCUAAGCAUGAAGAAUUUCUUGCUGGACGACGCUACCCUCAGGGAUUGGAACUAUAUGGGGUUACCUGAUGAUAACUUCAGUGCGGAGAACGGCAUUAUCGUGGUGCGAGCCACUCGCUGGCCGCUGGCCGUGGACCCUCAGGGUCAGGCGCUCAUCUGGAUCUCCAGGCUAGAGGAGCAAAACGACAUACAGCUUGUUGACUUCGGCCAACCUAACUACCUAAAAGUCAUGGAGACAUGCUUGACUGAAGGGAAGCCGAUCAUCGUCCAGAACGUGGGCGAGGUCCUGGAUCCGUCCAUAGCGCCUAUCCUGGACAAGGCUAUUGUGAAGAUAGGCAAUUCGAUGGUUAUCAAGUUCAACGAGAAGAUGGUCCCGUACAAUGAAGACUUUAAAAUGUAUUUGACUACUAAACUAG
This is a messenger RNA of Manduca sexta (tobacco hornworm), 10737 nucleotides long. Its product is annotated as dynein heavy chain 2, axonemal. Gene Ontology annotation, biological process: microtubule-based movement. Gene Ontology annotation, molecular function: ATP hydrolysis activity; dynein light intermediate chain binding; ATP binding. Lineage: Eukaryota; Metazoa; Arthropoda; Insecta; Lepidoptera; Sphingidae. The record is from RefSeq and is a predicted model, not a curated record. Gene Ontology annotation, cellular component: dynein complex.